AUGCCGAAGCAGGGGCACCGCCAGCCGCUCGCGGCCCGCGCGCUGCGGGGCGCGGGGCUUAUGGACGAUAUGUCGAUGCCGCUGGACGACGAAGGCGGUGCGGGUACUGGGCUCACGCGUGCACAGCGCCGCAAGAUGGCGCGUGCGGCGGCUGACCCCGUGGGCCGGCGCGGCGGCGGGCGCCGCGCGGUGAAUGUGAAUGCGGGCGCGCGGCCCGCGAAUGUGCGGCCGGGCGCGUCGCUCGGCGCCCACACGAUCGGGCGCGGCGCGCGUGGCGCGGCGGACGUGGCGCCGACGACGAAUGUCGUGGCGACGCUGCGGCGCUUCCUGGCGUCGCGCUGGGAUGCGGGCGCGGGCCUACUGAACCUCGCGCAGAUGGCCGACGACCCGAUCCUUGCCGAGGCGAACAUCCGCGCGCCGGGCGCGCCGGGCGCGCACCGCGACCUGGGCACGGCGCUGUGGAAGCUGAGUGGCGAGAUGUUCCCGACGCUCACGACGCUCUCGCUCGCGGGCAAUGCGUGGACGUCGCUGCAGCCGCUCACGACGCUCGGGCAGUACGUGCCGUCGCUCGCGAACCUGUCGCUGGAGCGCAACGGGCUGCGCUGGGUGCGUGACCUGGACGUGCUGGCGUCCAAGAAGCACGGGCUACCGAACCUGCGCGAGCUCGUGCUGCUGGGCAACCCGGUGCAGACGACGGCGCUCGAGAGCAGCAACGAGGACGGCUACCGCCGCGACGUGCUCGCCAAGUUCCCCGACCUGCACAUCCUCGAUAUGAAGCCCGUGACGGACGUGGAGAAGGGCUUCGCGCAGCUGUUCCGCGGGCGCAGCCGCGCGCGCGCGGGCCCCGAGGCGGCGCAGGUGCCGCUGCGGCGCUUCCCGCUGCAGGUGCGCGCGGGCUUCGUCGAUGGGGACGCCGCGCAGGUCGUGCCCGAGUUUCUCUCGCACUUUUUCGCGGCGUACGACGACGACCGCGCGCGCCUCGCGCCCGUGUACAGUGCGAAUGCGCGCUUCUCGUACAGCAUCAAUGCGAGCCCGCCGCCGCGCGCGCGUGCGGAGCGCCUGGUGCACACCAUGCCGCACCAGAAAGACCUCACGUUCGACAAGUACAUGGACCUGGGCUCGCGCAACAUCCUGCGCACGCACAACACCAAGUCGCUCAUGCGCAGCCUGCACCAUGGGAGCGACGCGAUCGUCGCGUUCCUGCAGCGCCUCCCGCCGACGAAGCACCCGCUGACUGAUGCGACGCGCUUUGUCGUCGAUGCGUGGCUGCUCCCGAACGUCGACGUGCGGGCGCAAACGAGCGCGACAGAGCGCCCCGACGCGCUCCUCUUCAUCAGCGUGCACGGCGAGUUUACGGAGCUGCCGUCGCAGGGCGUGCGCUCGUUCGACCGCGCGUUCAUCGUUGCGCCCGCCGCGCCGCUGACGCACGCCGCGCAGCAGGGCUGGCCGUGCGUGAUUGUGAGCGACGUGCUGACGCUGCGCCACUACUCGCGCGCGGCCGCCUUCCAGCCGGACGCGCUGCCGACCGGCGACGCGGCGCCCGCGCCGGGCCUCACACCCGAGCAGCACGGCCUCGCGCUGCAGCUCGCCGCGCAGACGCGCCUCACGUACCCGUUUGCGGUGCAGUGCCUGAGCGAGAACGCGUGGGACAUGCCGCGCGCGCUCGCCAACUUUGCCGCGCUGCAGGCGGCCGGCACGAUCCCGGCGGAAGCAUUUGCUACAUAG
Molecule: messenger RNA, 1725 nt
Organism: Malassezia sympodialis ATCC 42132
Lineage: Eukaryota; Fungi; Basidiomycota; Malasseziomycetes; Malasseziales; Malasseziaceae
Source: the annotation of a RefSeq genome assembly